Messenger RNA from Homalodisca vitripennis (glassy-winged sharpshooter), 4047 nucleotides. RefSeq names its product rho-associated protein kinase 2. The transcript has 26 exons. Lineage: Eukaryota; Metazoa; Arthropoda; Insecta; Hemiptera; Cicadellidae. Gene Ontology annotation, cellular component: cytoskeleton; cytoplasm. Gene Ontology annotation, biological process: actomyosin structure organization; cortical actin cytoskeleton organization; mitotic cytokinesis. The record is from RefSeq and is a predicted model, not a curated record. The coding region runs from base 220 to 4032 and encodes 1270 amino acids. Gene Ontology annotation, molecular function: ATP binding; Rho-dependent protein serine/threonine kinase activity; small GTPase binding.
AUCGUUUCUGAAUAGAAUGCCUUAUUCUGACAAACAGAUUCAACAGUUAUCAUGAAGCUGUUGAAUACUGUACUGCUUUGUAGUUUUAUAAUAGUUGUUACUGGGUACUAACAUCUCCAGUCACUAGGUUGUUUUCGUAUGUCUUAUUAUUGUUUCUUUACUCUUUAGUUGUAAUCUGGUACAUCACCUUUUAAAGAGCUUUAAAAAUCCACAACGAAGAUGGACACCUAUAUUAUUGAUGAAGAUCGAAGACGACGCCUACGACAGCUGGAGGAAAAAAUUCAAGAUCCUCGAAGUGUAGCAAAUGUGGACUGUCUUUUGGAUACAGUUCAAGCCCUGGUCUCCGAUUGUGACCAUCCCGCUGUCAAGCGUAUGAAGAAUGUUGAAGCUUACAUGCAAAGAUAUGACAACGUUGCUUCAGACAUUUGUAAAUUGCGUAUGAAAACAGACGACUUCACUUUAAUCAAAGUGAUAGGAAGAGGAGCAUUCGGUGAAGUGCAGUUGGUGAGGCAUAAAUCAACACAGCGAGUGUAUGCUAUGAAACUCCUGAGCAAGUGUGAAAUGAUCAAGAGGUCAGAUUCAGCAUUUUUCUGGGAAGAGCGGGACAUAAUGGCUCAUGCCAACUCGCAGUGGAUUGUUCAGCUUCAUUUUGCGUUUCAAGAUCACAAGUAUCUCUAUAUGGUCAUGGACUACAUGCCAGGUGGUGACUUGGUGAACUUGAUGUCUAACUAUGAUGUGCCAGAGAACUGGGCCAAGUUUUAUUGUGCUGAAGUCGUCCUGGCCCUUGAUGCUAUACACACUAUGGGAUUUGUGCAUAGGGAUGUAAAACCUGACAAUAUGCUACUUGGGAAAGAUGGUCAUUUGAAGUUGGCUGAUUUCGGAACGUGCAUGAGAAUGGACUCGGAUGGGUUGGUGAGGUCAGAUACGGCUGUUGGGACACCAGACUACAUCUCGCCGGAGGUGCUACAGUCGCAGGGUGGAGAGGGGCUGUAUGGGCGAGAGUGUGACUGGUGGUCGGUUGGUGUCUUUCUCUACGAGAUGUUGGUCGGUGACACACCCUUCUACGCUGAUUCUCUCGUUGGCACCUACAGCAAGAUCAUGGAUCACCGCAAUUCCCUGCACUUCCCCUCCGACAUCGAGAUAUCCCAUCAUGCCAAGAACCUGAUAUGUGGCUUCCUCACUGACAGAACACAGAGGCUGGGGAGAAAUGGCGUAGAAGAAAUUAAGUCACACGCAUUCUUUCAAAAUGAUCAGUGGACGUUUGAUAAUUUACGAGAUUGUGUGCCACCCGUUGUACCUGAACUCUCUGGAGACGACGACACCAGCCACUUCGAUGACGUUGAGAAGGACGAGUCCCCGGAGGAAAGUUUUCCAACUCCCAAGGCUUUCUCCGGCAACCACUUACCAUUUGUGGGAUUUACGUAUUCUCGAGAUUAUAUGUUGCUAGGGAGUUCCGGUAGAGAAAACUCUGUUUCUCAUAACGCUGACACGGUGGACACGAGGGAACACAAUGGGGAGCUGGAGUCCCUGCUGGAGAGGGAACGCAUGGAGGUGGAAGCACUGGAGGAGAAGCAGCGAGUGCUGCUGCAACAGCUGGAAACAGUGUCAAGGCGCGAGUCCGAGAUGAGAGAGGAAACCACUCGGCUGGAGAAGUCUCUCACUAUGGCCAGGCAUGAUCUCAAGGAAUCUCAACGAAGAAUCGAAAACGAAAUUGAAGUCAGGAGGAAAACAGAAGGGCAACUUACUGAACUGAAGAGGAAACUGGAGGAGGAACAGAAUAAAAGGGCUCGAGAAAUGAACAACAAUCAGCAAGUUAACGAUAAAAUCAAUUUCAUGGAGAAGCAGCUAUCAGAACUACAAGAGAAGCUGAAGAGUGAAACAGAGAGUGCUGCGAGAUUGCGCAAGCAGGCGGCAGAGCUGAAUGUAGCCAAGUCUGCCAGUGAGCAGAUGACAAGCGAGCUACAGGGAAUGUUGGCAGCACUGCAGUCUCAGCGGGACUCUCUACAGCAGGAAGUGGCAACACUGCAAGGCCAGCUCAGUCAAGAAAAGGGAGCUCGGACUCAUGUCACUGACUUGCAUAAGGAACUGGAAGGUCGGCUGGCAGCCCUGCACGCGGAACUAGAGCGUAGCAGCAACCGGGAAAAUAAGGCGCUUGAGGACAACAGACAACUCAAUGAGCGGAUUUCGUCACUGGAGAAGGAAUGUGCCCUGCUGACACUGGAGCUGAAGGCAGCUCAGAACCGCUACAACCAGGAGGUUCGGGCCCACGAGGAGACCGAACGCAGUCGGCUACUAACCAAAGAGGAAGCUAACGUUGAAGCUGUUAAAGCCCUUCAAGCGAAAUUAAAUGAGGAGAAAAGUGCAAGGCAAAAGUCAGACCUUCAAUCACAGGAGAAGGAGAGACAAAUGUCCAUGCUCUCCGUCGACUACAGACAGAUACAACAAAGGCUACAGAAACUGGAGGGGGAACACAGGCAAGAAAUUGAGAAGACAAAAGCACUGCAAGCGCAAGUGGAGCAGGAGCAGGCCAAGAAGAGUGCACUAGCAUCGGAGGCGAGUUUGGCCACAAGCGAGGUGGCACACCUUCGCGCACGGGAGGCCCAGCUUUCCCGAGAAGUGGCCAGUCUGCGUGAGAGCAAGCGUGCAGCUGAGGAGGAGCUCCACCGCGUCAAGACGGCGCGCUCUGUCGAUGACCUGCAGAUGAAGGAGCUGCAGGACCAGCUCGAAGCAGAGCAGUACUUCUCGGAUCUGUACAAAACACAAACCCAAGAGCUGAAGGAGGAGAUAGAGGAGAAGUCCAGAUGUAUUCUGGAGCUGGAGGAGGAGAGGGGCUCCUUGGCUCACCAGCUGCAGAUAGCCCUGGCUCGAGCGGACAGUGAAGCUCUGGCUCGCUCCAUUGCAGAGGAGACAGUUGCCGAUCUAGAGAAAGAGAAAACCAUGAAGGAGCUGGAACUGAAGGACCUGCUCGCCAAACAUAGGACAGACAUCGCUUCUAAGGAUUCUGCUUUCAAUAUGAUGAAGGAGAGAGAAAUGGAGUACAAAAAGAAUUCUGAGCAGUUGAUGAAAGAUAAAGAAGAUCUUAACCACCAAAUGAUGCUUAUGCAAGAGGACGUCCGCCUGGCCAAAGGAUCUAAAGAGGAAUUGGACAGAUUACGUAAGCAGCUGAAGCAGGACCAACUGCUGAAGGAACAAGCUGUCAACAAGUUGGCAGAGAUCAUGAACAGGAAGGACAUCAACACAACAGGGAAGACCAAGAAGAUGUCGUCAGCUGACCUGAGGCGGAAGGAGAAGGAGUGUCGUAAACUGCAACAGGAACUUACACAGGAACGGGAGAAGUACAGCCAGGAGGUGCUCAAACUGCAGAAGGAGUUGCAAGAACAGCAAGCUCAGGUUGUGGAAGAGACAGCUGCUAGGCUGAGGCUUCAGAUGGAGCUGGACUCCAAGGACUCGGAGAUAGAGCAGCUGCUGGGCAGGUUGGCAACCCUGGGGAGUGAGACGGCUUCGCUCAGUAGUGCGGAGAAUGACAAUGAUGAGAUAUUCUCACAAGACAAUAGGAUAGAGGGAUGGUUGUCAGUACCCAACAAACAAAACAUCCGACGCCACGGCUGGAAGAAGCAGUACGUUGUUGUUUCUUCGAAAAAAAUCAUUUUCUACAAUUCAGAGAGUGAUAAACAAAAUACUGAUCCUGUGCUCAUACUGGAUUUAAAUAAAGUGUUCCAUGUCCGGCCGGUCACCCAGGGAGAUGUUAUCAGAGCAGAUGCCAAAGAUAUUCCUAGGAUAUUUCAGUUGCUGUAUGCGGGUGAGGGAGAGGCUCGCAGACCAGACGAAGGGGGCCCACUGGACAUGAGCAGGGUCAUAGACGACAAGCCCGGCACCAUCGUUCUGAAGGGCCACGAGUUCAUACAGAUCUCCUACCACAUGCCCACCAACUGUGAGGUGUGUCCCAAGCCUCUGUGGCACAUGUUCCGGCCUCCUGCUGCACUGGAAUGUCGAAGUAAGUGCUCGUACUGCCGUGAUUUGUGGAUAGUUUGACAAAGAUCUCAAUGU